GCGCCCCGCCGCCCCGGCCCACCCGGGGACGGAGCCCCGGGAGGGGGGCGAGCACGGCCCGGGGAGCGUCCGAGCCCGCGGCUGCGGCCUUCGGGGACACCCGGGCACGGCGCGACCAUAUGGCAGCGCCCGGCGGGCCGCGGCCGCGGGAGGGGGACACGGACGGGGGUCCAGGUUCCCAAUGGCUCAGUUGGGCGCAAUUGUGGCUGUGGCUGUGAGUUUUUGCUGUGCGUCUAUCUUCUCAUCUGUGCACAAAAUUGAAGAGGGACAUAUCGGGGUCUAUUACAGAGGCGGUGCUCUGCUGACCUCCACCAGCGGCCCCGGUUUCCACCUCAUGCUCCCUUUCAUCACCUCGUAUAAGUCUGUGCAGACCACACUGCAGACGGAUGAAGUGAAGAAUGUGCCUUGUGGGACUAGUGGCGGCGUGAUGAUCUACUUCGACAGAAUCGAAGUGGUGAACUUCCUGGUCCCGAAUGCAGUGUAUGACAUUGUGAAGAACUACACCGCCGACUACGACAAGGCCCUCAUCUUCAACAAGAUCCACCACGAGCUGAACCAGUUCUGCAGCGUCCACACGCUUCAGGAGGUCUACAUCGAACUCUUCGAUCAGAUCGACGAGAAUCUGAAACUGGCCUUGCAGCAGGACCUGACCUCCAUGGCUCCGGGGCUUGUCAUCCAGGCCGUGCGAGUGACAAAACCCAAUAUCCCGGAGGCGAUCCGCAGGAAUUAUGAGCUGAUGGAGAGCGAGAAGACGAAGCUGCUCAUUGCAGCACAGAAGCAGAAGGUGGUGGAGAAGGAGGCCGAGACGGAGCGGAAGAAAGCCCUCAUCGAGGCAGAAAAAGUGGCGCAAGUGGCAGAAAUCACCUACGGGCAGAAGGUAAUGGAGAAGGAGACUGAGAAGAAGAUUUCAGAAAUUGAAGAUGCGGCCUUCCUGGCCCGGGAGAAGGCCAAGGCGGACGCUGAGUGCUACACCGCCAUGAAGAUAGCUGAAGCCAAUAAGCUGAAGCUGACGCCGGAGUACCUGCAGCUGAUGAAGUACAAGGCCAUCGCCUCCAACAGCAAGAUCUACUUUGGCAAAGACAUCCCGAACAUGUUCGUGGACUCUGCAGGCGCGCUGGGCAAGGAGUUUGAGGGACUCACGGACAAACUGGGCUUCGCCUUGGAAGACGAACCCUUGGAGACAGACGCAGGAGAGAACUGAACACGUUUCCUCAGCCUCAGAUGACACUUGAAGAGACCUUUAGUUUCUACUGACGAGCCAGGACACCCCUUCCUCCCACAAUACCUUUUCUGAUGCUCUUCCGCUUCACUGUGGGGCAAAAACAGAAGAGAAGGCUUGAAAUCUGGUCCCCUAGGGCAGGGAUUGAUGAUUUGGGGUCUCCAUCAGGUAAGUGGGUUCCACGACUGCUCUCACAAUCUGUGGCUUUGACCUUUCAGUGGCGGACACUAAUUUUAGCCCUUUGCUGCUGGCUUACGUAGGGAAGGUGCUGGGGCAUGGGAGAAGUACUGGGUGUUGCGCCAGGCCACUAGAAUCCCCUUCCGCAAACUCCCCGUGUGGCUCGAGGCCCUGUCCUGGCUCCAGGUGGGAGAUGCCCAGGCGUGAGCCUCAGCGGUGAGCAGGCGCGUGAGCUCAGUGCAGUCGUGAGCUCUUGGACUCGGCUCCGCUCAGUGCCGCUUUCUCUAACCCUGGGCCGGGGCACCAGCUGUCCCACUGCAGCCCUCCUUGCCCUGCGACUCAGGAACGGUGGGUUUCUGACUGCGUUUCCGGAGUCAGGGUUUGGUCACCACCACAAAACUCUUUUUUAAGACUUUCCUCCCUUUUGUGAUUCGGUGUGUGUCCCCCCCCCCCCCCCCCCACUCCCGCCCCCAAGCUUGUCCGUUGGUUCCACUCAGCAUUCAGAAGAUAUGAACACACAGCUCAGGCGUCGUAUGGCUGCUGGAGUGGGGUCCUUCUCCUGUGUCCUGGAGACGGCGCGUCUUUAUUGUUGUGGCAAGUCUGCGUCACCCAAAGGCUUGCCUCGUCCUGAUGCCCAUGGUGUGUGCUGGGCAGCCCCCACCCUGUAUAACACCCAGAGGAGCGUGGGGCAAGAGAGAUGGGCACUUGCCUUGCUGUGGCCCGCCCAGUUUGAUCUCAGCACGGCACAUGGUUCGCUGCUGAGCAUCAGAGGGACUGAUCCCUGAGCAUAGCUACCUCUGGGUGUGGCCAGAAACCAAAAAUAAAGCAAGCGUUUUCUCCACGUAGCAUGCACUACUGGACCCUGGGUUCUGGCCAGCGGCCGGGCAAGGCAGAGCGGAGUCCGUACCCACUGCAGCAAACCCGUUCAGAUGUUUUUUGUGUCAUUGCUAAUGGGGAUAUUUCUGAGGCGCUCUGGGGGGUUGGGGAUGAGGGCGCACAUCCGUGAAGGAAAGGCGUUCGCAUAGCAGGCUGGGGCACGCGGACGGGCACUCUAUGUGACUCCCGCUCUUGGACUAGUGCUCGGUGAGGGUCACCCUCCGGAGUCAUCUUGCAAAGUGCCGGGAUUCACUGCCACAAUCUUUGGCUUCAGAUUUGUCCCUACUGGGCCAGAGCGACAGUGCAGCAGGCAGGGUGCUUGCCUUGCAGGUGGCCAGCCUGGUUCGAUCCCCAGCAUCCCAUAUGGUCCCCCAAGCACCACCAGGAAUGACCCUGAGCAAGAGCCAGGAGUGAACCGUGGCCUGGAAGGUGUGGCCCGUGUAACACAGACCUGUCCUGGGGAGCGUGUGCUUGGCAUGCAAGAGGUUGGGGUUCAGCUCCCGCACACUGCCCGGAGCGACCCUAAACCAGUGUGGCCCGAGAGCAGCCGCUCGCCAUUGCCAGCUAUGACCCAAGAACUUUUUUAUAAAAUAAGAUAAUGUGGCCUUGUUAUUAGCUCCAAGCGCCCCUCCAAGCUGGCCCUGGACCCCUCUUCCCUCACUGAGACUAGGGGUGAUGCUCUGGCACGACCCACACCUCACACUUGGGCCAGGCCCGGUCCUCUGGCUCACCUGUUGGCCCCAGCUCCGACAGCUCGCCUCUGACAGCACCAGGUUGGCCGGGAGUGUGGGGAGCAUUCAGCCAGCCUAGGAAGAAACAAAAUGUGAAUUCCUCACGACAUAAAUUUGCUUCUCCAUUCCUCGUUCCGGAGACUUCGGUUUCAUACCGCUGGUCCUUGUCACACGCAGGACCAGAGUUUAGGGGACCAGAGUUUCUAGAUGUGAUGGAUUAUAGUGCAGAAGGAAGCUUGAGAGCCGGGUCGGGUGUCCACUGCAACCAUAAUGGACCCCUCUUCCAUCUCGGUGUCACCGGGUACUUGUUAGGAGCCAUACAGCCCAUCCAGCGUCCCCAGUUGACUUGUCUGCGCAUCUGCCCGGAGUCUGAGUCAGGACAAAGAGCGCGUUUCCCCAUAGAGGAAGGAGCGAGGCUGUCUCUGAGUGUCUGUGUGUCGAGCAGCACUGCCACGUGGUUUUUUAACCUGAAAGUCUAAACUUGUGACAGCAUGUCCUGUGCACGAGUCAGUCUUUGACCACACAAAAGAAACCAACCCAAAGUCCUACUCAGCUGGCCCUCCCUGUCACUGCUGCUUCCUGAAUGCAGAUAGCGGGCCCUGUGGUUUAACCCUGGGGCUGCCGGUACCAGCAUGGGGGUAAGCUCAUGGAGUCAGCCGUUGGCUUCACCGGGACAACGAGCCCUUCUGUCUGUCUGUCUGUCUGUCUGUCGGACAGUUUCUGAUCUUACAUUUGAAUUCUAAACAUGUAAACUGUGACAGCCUGCAAUGUCGCGGGCAGGAAAGUCAUGGCUGCUAUUUAUACGUGUGGGUAACUUUAUAAAAUUCCGUUUUUGUAGGAUUUUCCAAGGAAAAGUCACCUUGCUGAAUGUUUCUCACUCAUACUUUGCAGAAAUGAUUCAUAUUCAGUCCUGUUUUAAAACGCUUUUUUAGUCUGAGGACAGAAUGCUUGCAAGGAAGCCAAAGUUCGUUGAUGAUUUUUAUAUGACUUGAAAAAAAAAAUUAGAGGGAUCUGUGAUCAGCUUAAGUGAAAGGAGGAAAAAACAUAUCAUGGGAGGAAUUUUAGCAAGAUACUGAUUUUUUUUUUUUUAAGUACGAAACGGGGCUGUGUUACUGCUCAGUAGCACAUUCUCUGUGCUUGUGGGGCCAGACUUGAGCUCGGCCCCGAAAGAAAGAGGGAGACUCACCCAUGAUCGUGUGUGGCUUCUCUGGGUCUGUGUGUCUCAGCAGUGCUGGCUUUCCUGUGUACAGUGAGCAGAUAGUGAAAGUAAGACCCUUACAUUUACCGUCUUCCUUGCUUAAGUUCAGGGCGAAACCUCUCUGCAGUAGAGGCUCUGUGCCCGGCACCUUCCGCUAUCCUCCGGUUCUGUUCAGAAGUGUCUCCGCUCCAUCCUGCUGUUUCCUUACGGGAGAGACACUUGCCCAUCAUUUUGUUUGUAUUUCUAUUACUUUUUAUUUCUGCUUUCGUGUAAGCUAGUGAUUGAGUAGUCAAACUUCGCUUUCUAAGAGCCCCAGUGAUUUGACUUUGUAACAGAGAAGUAAUUCUUGUUAUAAUAAUCACUCUGUAAAUGAUGCGCUGAAUUAAUUGCCAUGGGUUGAUAGUUGGAGAAGUCAUUUGGGCAACAAAUGCUAUGGUAUGAAUUUAUGUCUUAGUUUUGUUUUCAGUCUUGCUAAAUAAAAUGAAUCUUUGUAUUUA
Molecule: messenger RNA, 4698 nt
Organism: Sorex araneus (European shrew)
Lineage: Eukaryota; Metazoa; Chordata; Mammalia; Eulipotyphla; Soricidae
Gene: ERLIN2
Product: ER lipid raft associated 2
Exons: 12
Coding region: 182-1201 (339 amino acids)
Biological process (GO): SREBP signaling pathway
Cellular component (GO): endoplasmic reticulum; endoplasmic reticulum membrane
Molecular function (GO): ubiquitin protein ligase binding; cholesterol binding
Source: RefSeq, a predicted model, not a curated record